This is a messenger RNA of Daucus carota subsp. sativus, 1554 nucleotides long. RefSeq lists its product as uncharacterized. Gene Ontology annotation, molecular function: DNA binding; 5'-flap endonuclease activity. Gene Ontology annotation, biological process: DNA replication, Okazaki fragment processing. The transcript is spliced from 15 exons. Lineage: Eukaryota; Viridiplantae; Streptophyta; Magnoliopsida; Apiales; Apiaceae. Bases 106 to 1362 code for a protein of 418 amino acids. The record is from RefSeq and is a predicted model, not a curated record.
CCUUGUAUGAUAGAGAUACAGAGAGAUAUAGAGAGAUGUUAAAAAAACAGAGGCAAGGAAGAAAGCGGGACUGUUAGUAUAUGAAUUGGAGAGGAACUCGAGUAGAUGGCGUGGAGCUGCUACACUCAAGCUCUGCUUCCAGCUGGUUUCACUAGAUUUAUGAAUUGCUGCUGCCGCCGCCGCCGCCUUGGCCCUCCUAAAUUCAUCUUUCUUCCUAAGGGUUACUGUAGUGUCUCUAACAUCCUAAAUACUAAGAAUCUACACGGAGAUGCUCCCCCAAUUUCUUCUACUAGCUUGGAAGCCACACUCUUGAAUUACACCCAACGUCAACAAGACACGUCAUCCGUUGGAAUGACCUCUCCAAAUGCUCGUGUUAUGCUUAUUGAUGGCACAUCAGUCAUUUAUAGAGCUUACUACAAGCUUCUUGCUAAACUCCAUCAUGGUCAUCUAACUCAUGCUGAUGGAAACGGAGAUUGGGUUUUGACUAUAUUCACAGCUUUGUCUCUUAUAAUUGAUGUUCUAGAAUUUAUUCCUUCACAUGUGGCGGUUGUCUUUGACCAUGAUGGAAUACCAUAUGGUCAUGUCCCUGUCUCAUCAAAACAAAGUUUUGUGGCUAAAGGCUUGAACUUUCGUCACACUCUUUACCCGCCUUACAAGAGUAACCGAUCUCCGACCCCUGAUACGGUAGUUCAAGGGCUUCAAUAUUUGAAAGCUUCACUUAAAGCUAUGUCCGUCAAAGUAAUUGAGGUGCCUGGUGUUGAAGCUGAUGAUGUUAUAGGAACUUUAGCUUCAAGGAGUGUUAGUGAUGGGUAUAAGGUACGAGUUGUCUCCCCGGACAAAGAUUUCUUUCAAAUUCUAUCUCCUUCGUUACGCCUAUUGCGAAUUGCUCCUCGUGGAUUGGAGAUGACUUCAUUUGGCAUAGAGGAUUUUGCUAAAAAGUAUGGCACGCUCAAACCUGCUCAGUUUGUUGAUAUAAUUUCGCUUGUGGGUGACAGAGCUGAUAAUAUACCAGGAGUUGAUGGAAUUGGGAAUGUGCAUGCUUUGCAGUUGAUCACGAAAUUUGGUACGUUGGAGAACUUGUUACAAAAUGUUGAUCAAGUUGAAGAGGAGAGAAUCAGAAAGGCUUUGAUUUCAAAUGCGGAAGAGGCUAUUCUUAGCAAAAAUUUGGCAUUGUUGCGUUCGGAUCUACCAUUUUACAUGGUCCCUUUUGCAACAACAGAUCUCAAGUUUACCAAACCAGAGGACAAUGGGGAGAAAUUUACGAGCCUGUUGACAGCGAUAAGUGCCUAUGCAGAAGGAUUUUCAGCAGAUAAAGUCAUUCGAAGAGCUCUUUAUUUAUGGAAGAAGCUUGAGAAGCAAUAGUAUGAUUCAGUUUAGAAUGUCUACUAUGUAAAUGAGUAUAGGUGCUUGCUUAUAGACAUUGCCUUCUUGGUGCAAAUAAUUGGAAUCCUUAAUGUAAAUGAGUUGCCUAGUUUCCUGGUAGAUGUAAUCCUUGGAUUUUUUUUAUUUUUUUUUAUAUAAUGCCUUCUUAAUGCAAAUCCAAUUUGUCAUCAA